Molecule: messenger RNA, 852 nt
Organism: Aspergillus welwitschiae
Lineage: Eukaryota; Fungi; Ascomycota; Eurotiomycetes; Eurotiales; Aspergillaceae
Exons: 1
Coding region: 93-614 (173 amino acids)
Source: RefSeq, a predicted model, not a curated record
CGAUCCCUUGCUGUCUUGGGGGCGAUGUUUCAUCAUCGUUGCUGUCGUGUUGGUCUUGGGAGGACCCAUUUGAGUGGCUACAAGCCUCCGCAAUGCGGAUACACCGUUCGCCAGGUACCCGAGCGAGGGAUGUUGUUUGUCCCGGUGAUGUAACGAUCGUCGCACUAUUGCUUUCUGAGACCACCACGCGGCCGACUAUCGAUUGUCAGACUCUUUUGGCCCUGUGGAUGUCGUCAGGUUUGGGAGCCCCUGUGGGGGAGGAAAAGGAUGACGUUCAUGGUCUGCGAAAAUCUGAUUUGCUAGGCGAGGCUGUGUCUUGGUCGGACUGGGGCUACCUAGAUAGUAUUCUAAGAAUCUUCAGAUGUGGAUGCUCGCUUGUUGUUUGUUUUGUUCCUGACCCAUGGAACCGAAGUCGGAUAGCAAAGUUGGCACUUGGCAGGCAGAAUGGAGAAAUGGAGAAAAAUAGAGUAAAGGGAGCCAUCCUGAAGCUGCAUUGUACUUUUUCGCCUUGUUUAGCGCCGAUCACGAGACUGGCACCUGAUACUUCCAUCUUCCCCCUUUUGGUCUCACACUCUUUCCUUGUCUGCCUCGACAUUCUUAUAGUUCUUACUUAGUUGCACUCGCUCUGCUUUAGCGUCAGCCACUCCGCUAAUUUGCUUCUGUCAGUGUUCGAAUCUUCCGCAUAAAUCACCGGCUAUAUUAGGCGCCGAUCAUCCACAAGCUUGAUCGCGCCACUGAGAUGCACUGACGUCUGCAGAACUUGUUGCAGACAGCCUCAUGGCUAAGGCUGUGUUGUGUGUCGGCCGAUUCUCAUGUCUGACAAUUUAUUCGGCCCCUGCAAUGGUAGGGAGG